Molecule: messenger RNA, 1485 nt
Organism: Zychaea mexicana
Lineage: Eukaryota; Fungi; Mucoromycota; Mucoromycetes; Mucorales; Lichtheimiaceae
Product: cytochrome P450
Exons: 9
Coding region: 1-1485 (494 amino acids)
Molecular function (GO): heme binding; iron ion binding; monooxygenase activity
Source: RefSeq, a predicted model, not a curated record
AUGUUGACCCCCGAUUCAAUUGCAAGCGCUGCUGUCCUUUCCGGUGCCGCUGCUCUCGGUUUUUUGUUCAUAAAAUACCAUGACCGGGCAGUAUUUUACGAUCGUCCCGAAGGUGUCAUGUUCAAUCCUGGUGCUCCGCUUUUCGGUUCUCUCUUCGAGCAGAUUAAGAACAAAGAACGCAUCUUGGAAGCAACUGAUGAUCGAUUGAAAAAAUUCGAUACACUCACUUUCGCUCAGACAGUGCUUGGACUUCCCCCGCAGAUCAUGACGAUUGAUCCAAACAAUGUCGAGUACAUUUUAAAAACCAAUUUCUCGAAUUAUGUAAAGGGGCCGCAGAAUGCCAUGGGUGACUUAUUCGGCCACGGUAUCUUUGUUGCAAACGGAGAACAAUGGAAGUAUCAACGAAAGGCUGCCAGCUUAAUCUUUAACGUGGUCAACUUUAGAGACCAUUUCACAGGUGUGGUUUUUGUGAAGGAACUCAACAUCUUAUCCAAAAACAUCUUUGACAAGAAGGCUGAAAACGGCAAGUCGGUUGACUUUCACGACGUCAUUUACAAAUUCACUUUGGACUCGUUCGUCUAUCUUGGCUUUGGCAAGCAGCUCAACUCACUGUUAAGCAAAGAAAAGGUUCCCUUUGCGGAGUCAUUCGAUAUUUGUCAACAAAAAUGUUUUGAACGCUUUGUUGAUCCAUUCGCCGAUCUACGUGAGGCAUUGAAACCCAUAUUCAGACCAGGCACCAAAACCAUCAAACAACAUCUCAAAACUGUUAAUGAUUUUGCCUAUACUUUGGUCAACGAGAGACGCGAGCAGCUCAAGAACGGUGGCGAGUACAAGGAUUUGCUGUCACGUUUUAUGAGUGCUCGCAAUGAGAAAAAUGAGCUCUUGAGCGACACCGAGCUACGCGAUACCGUGCUAAACUUCAUCAUUGCGGGUCGCGAUACUACGGCUCAAGCACUCUCUUGGACUUUCUAUAAUUUGAUGUUGCAUCCUCGUAUUGAAGCCAAGCUUCUUAGUGAGAUUAACGAACAUGUUCCAGAGGAUACAUCGUCGCUGGAUGCACCAACAUGGUGUGAAGUGCUGCGUCUGUCUCCAUCCGUUCCCAGUAACCUCAAAACGGCGCUUGAGGACGAUGUUUUGCCUGACGGUACUCCUGUGCGAAAGGGUGACUCUGUGAGCUGGACCCCUUACGCCAUGGGUCGCUCAGAGAAGCUAUGGGGUCCUGAUGCUCGCUCCUUCCGCCCUGAACGCUGGAUAACAGAGGAUGGCGACCUUCGUCGUGAAUCUCAAGGGCAUUGGCCUGCUUUUCAUGCAGGUCCGAGAGUAUGUCUCGGCCAGAACCUUGCAACAUUGGAGGGAAUCGUGGCCAUUGUUAUGUUGCUAAAGCGUUACAAAUUCUCGCUCGCACCUAGUCAAGAAGUGACUUAUACGAUAUCGCUCACACAUCCCAUGAAAAAUGGGAUGAAGGUGUUUGUAGAAAGGCGCUAG